Molecule: messenger RNA, 783 nt
Organism: Eucalyptus grandis
Lineage: Eukaryota; Viridiplantae; Streptophyta; Magnoliopsida; Myrtales; Myrtaceae
Exons: 2
Coding region: 40-366 (108 amino acids)
Source: RefSeq, a predicted model, not a curated record
AGAACGAGAUGGUAUGCAAAUAAAUCGAGAAGAGCAGAGAUGGGAAGUCUGUUAAAAGCAGGUUCUAUAUCUGCCUUGGUAGGUACCCUUGCGGGUCUACCGCUACCGCUCACUCAGGUCGCCGUGGUGUCCCGGCUGGUACUCCCUUCGGGGAUUAACUUCAUCAGCUGUCCGCUAUUCAAAAUCGCCUUCUGCUGCGCAGUCGGAAAAUACUUGGACAACGUUCAGCUCGAGACAGGAAUAUCGGGGGCUUUCGGAUUCAUUAGAGGAGAAGAGGAGAGAGCAGUGGCGUGCAUGUGCCGCGACCACCAAGGACGAUUGAUCGGGGGUCACUCCUGUGCCAUUCGAGCUUCGUCGCCGCCAUAGGUUGAGGUACAUGAGCUCUCCCAAACCCUAAGAUUUCUAAGGCAGAGAAAGAAGGAGACAGAGAAUUUGAUAAUCGAAUCGGACAAUCUCACGGUGGUAAAAGUGAUGUGCAAUCCAUGGGAGAUUUGUGUACUCCUCUAUGAUUGCUGUGUCUUGCUCCCAUUGUUCUCGAAGCUCCGAAUGCAGCACUGUAGAAGGGAGGCUAAUUUUGUUUCGGAUUGGGCCGCCAAAGCCCAUGAGCACAAGUCUCUUUACCUUCAAAUUGGGUUAUUUUAUCCCCUCUUACUCAUUUGGACCUCAUGUAUUGAUGCUCGUUUAUUGGGCCCUUCGUUUUUCUAAAUUGAAUGGAAGUUCUGUUGUUUGGAGCAGAAUAUUUUCGGACCUUCAUCCAAAUUCUAAAUGAAAUUUCAACCCUAA